Tachysurus vachellii is the source of this 3699-nucleotide messenger RNA. RefSeq names its product aryl hydrocarbon receptor 1b (gene ahr1b). Bases 150 to 2846 code for a protein of 898 amino acids. The transcript is spliced from 12 exons. Gene Ontology annotation, cellular component: nucleus; aryl hydrocarbon receptor complex. Gene Ontology annotation, biological process: regulation of transcription by RNA polymerase II. Gene Ontology annotation, molecular function: protein dimerization activity; transcription cis-regulatory region binding; nuclear receptor activity. The record is from RefSeq and is a predicted model, not a curated record. Lineage: Eukaryota; Metazoa; Chordata; Actinopteri; Siluriformes; Bagridae.
UGUUUAUAAGAUUUAUAUUUUACUUUGAACGAGUCGGAAAUAACAGCGGAUUUAUACUUUACUGUCACUUUGUUUUCUUCUAAUACUUUCUACAACCGUAUUGUUUUGCUCCAGUUCAGUGGAUGGUGACAUUGUGAAAUUGUGUAGAAAUGUACGCAGGACGGAAAAGAAGAAAAUCCGCACAGAAAGCUGUAAAGCAGCCUCCAGCAGACGGAGUGAAGUCAAACCCGUCUAAACGUCAUCGUGAUCGUCUGAACUCAGAGCUGGAUCGUCUCGCACGCUUAUUACCGUUUCCUGAUGAAGUCACUUCGAGUCUAGACAAACUGUCCAUACUACGUCUGAGUGUCAGCUUCCUGUGCACGAAAAACUUCUUCUCUGUUACCCUAAAGAAUCACACCAGUAAAAGUUUGCCCCCCAGCAUCUCUGACCACGACAGCAGUAAAGCGACAGGACUGGUGGAUAGACGUGUACCAGAGGGGGAGCUGCUCCUGCAGGCUCUUAAUGGUUUUGUGCUAGUGGUCACUUCAGAAGGGAUCAUAUUCUACGCCUCACACACUAUUCAGGAUUACCUUGGAUUCCACCAGACGGAUGUGCUACAUCAGUGUGUGUAUGAGUUGGUCCAUACGGAGGAUCAGCAGGCAUUUAGGCGUAAUCUGCACUGGGCUCUAAACCCUCCUAAUGCAGACCAACAACCAGAGAACACACAGGGUUCUGUCUCCAGUUCCUCUUCAGUUACUUAUAAACCAGAUCAACUGCCUCCAGAGAACUCGUCCUUCCUGGAGAGGAGCUUCAUCUGUCGUUUCCGCUGCCUGUUCGACAACUCGUCCGGCUUCCUGGCACUGAAUCUCCAAGGGCGUCUGAAGUUCCUCCACGGACAGAACAGACGACUGGAUGACGGAGGUCAAGCCCCACCCCAAUUGGCUCUGUUUGCCGUGGCUACGCCCCUUCAGUCCCCGUCCAUCUUAGAGAUCCGCACCAAGAACAUGAUCUUCAGAACCAAACAUAAGCUGGACUUCACUCCUAUGGCCUGCGAUGCCAAGGGUAAAAUAGUUCUGGGUUACACCGAGGCAGAGUUACGUGUCCGUGGUACAGGCUACCAGUUCAUCCACGCAGCCGACAUGCUGUACUGUGCAGAGAACCACGUCCGCAUGAUUAAGACCGGGGAAAGCGGCCUGACUGUGUUUCGACUGCUCACCAAGGAAAACCGUUGGAAAUGGGUUCAGGCCAACGCCAGGCUCGUGUAUAAAAACGGCAGACCUGAUUACAUCAUCGCCACUCAAAGGCCGCUUGGGGAGGAAGAAGGAGGUGAGCAUCUAAGGAAACGUUCCAUGCACCUCCCCUUCACGUUUGCAACUGGUGAAGCUUUAUUGUAUCAGACCAGCUUCCCCAUCCCCGGCUUCUCUGAUAACAUGGCUGCCAAAGGCAAGAGUGGGAAAGCCAAGAAAACCAAAGUAGACAAAGGGUCAAAGGAUGAGCCGGACCCCAGCUCCCUGCUUGGUGCGAUGAUGAGGCAGGAUGAGUCGGUUUACGUAUGCCAACCUGCGUCAGAGUCGAAGGUACCGUAUCGCAGCAGCCUAUUUACCAAACAGGAUGAGCAGAGCACUUUUCCUACAUCUGUGGAAAGUGACAAGUGGAAUUCUGAAUCAAAAAGAGUUUCCAAGUCUGAAAUGGCGACUGGGUUUGACCCCCUGCUGGUUACUCUUGAUUCUCUGUCACUAGAAAAUGAGGAAAACUGCUCCAACAGUGAGUUGUUUAAUGCGCUGGAAAAUCUGGGCUUGAAUGCAGAGGAUCUGGAGCUUCUGCUCCUAGAUGAGAGGAUGAUCCAGGUGGAAAUGGAGCCAGAAUAUGUACCUUCCCUCAACGAUCUCCUUACUAACAAUGAGAUACUGUCCUAUGUCCAGGAUUCGCUAGAAAAUAGCACAAGCAACGUGAAUAGUCUUGUUCCCCUUACUACCCCAGAGCCUGCGGGGUCUAUUGAGGGCUCCUCAAAUCCAUAUAACCCAUCCUCCAUGUCUGAAUUCUCUCCUAGCACUGUUUCAAGUCCAUAUUUACCCUUCCAUCACCCCAAACAUUCAUCCCCCAUUUUACUUUUGUCACAGCAGAUGCAGCAGCACUUGAGCACUCAGUCCCCGCAACAAAAAUGUCACAGCUGGAUUCCCGAGACACAGAUUAGUGAGGUUACGUUCCCUCACCACAGUUCAGUACUUGUUAAUGCAGUAGCUGAUGUUCAGAAUGGUCACUGGAUCCCUGAACAAACUCUGGAGGAAGUCUCACAGGACAGUGUAAAGUUUCCAGGACCAAAUAAACAUCAGCAGCAGCCUUUGUGCCAAAGCCAUAUGCAGCCCCAUUUUCUCUAUAAACACGAACAUAAAAAUGGUGGUGGCUUUCAAAACGGGAUCUUCCCAACUCCCCAGUGGCAAGGACCCAACUACAUAGACCAGUCACUGGUAACCACUAGUAGCCAUGUGGAUUACAAUACAGCCACCGUGUCUGAGGUGGAGUUCAGCAGUAGAUCACUCGGGGAAUUUCAAAGUGGCAUGCCAACUUUGUCAUCAUCGUCGUCAUCAUCGUCUUAUCAGCAGCUUUACACGCAACAAGCACCCACAAAUUAUUCCCACACCAAUCAGAACUCCUCACUGGAUCGCUUUCUUCCCUCGUUGGAUGUUUAUAAAAUGUUUGAUUCUACACAAUCCCAUGACUCCACCCACAGAAAGAUGGACAACAGCUUCGUCCUGAGCCCCACCAUGACCUGCCCACUUCCUAAUGACAACAGUGUGAAUCCCAAACCCAGUGACAAGCCUCACCCACAACUCCCAGCUCCUCCAGCCAAUGGCUUCUACCUUUGAUAAUGGAGGCCACACGACAGACCAAUCAGAACAAGCCCUGGGUAAAAGCCACAGGAAGAAAAGAACAAGUAAAAUUUCUGAUAAUGAUAAAACAUUUUAUUGGAGUCGAACGGUGAGGAUGUGGAUUAAUCAGUAAGCUCUCCGAGGUGUGUGUCGAGUUGUAGAUGAUUCUGUUUAUGACAUUCAGUUGAGAAUUUUCACACAUUAUUAAAUCCUGCCUGUUUGUUAAAGACGCCAAUGCUCUAUAAACAUGUUGUAUAGUUUUUAUAAGUUUUAUUAACAAGUGUCAGACACAGUGAGAGCUAUUCAUGGCUAUACACUGAAAUUCUACUAAAAAAGGCAGUAUUACAGGCACAAAACGGUUAAUAUGCGAGGAUUAGCUUAGACUUAUACGUGAUAGCUUAAUCAAGCUAAGCACUUCCGUUUAAGCACUUAAUAGGAACGAUUGUUAUUAAGUUACACCAGAUAGCUGUAAAGGGGUGAAUUGUGUAUAUUUGUGACAGAAAUACUCCCCAAUUCUUAUGUAAACUACUAGCUACUAUGACAUGGUAAGUUGUCGCCAUGUAAGACAGUCAAUGCGAUGGUCAAUAGUAUCGCUAGCUUCCUUGUGCAUGAGAUCUACCAUCCCUAGUGAAUUUCUAUGUAAAAGAACUGUUAAAAGUGAAACAGAACAUUUAAAGCAUUUUUUAAAGUGAUGAAGGUUAGCUAAAAUUGUUUGUUUGUUUGUUUGUUUGUUUACUGGUAAGAUUUUACACAUCAGCAGGAAGCAUGAGGCCUAGCUGGGUUGCGUUUCUUAAACCCUCUUGUUCCCGGCAUCACACCGUCUGAGCCAUAAUUUUCAUGUUUUGUUUAA